Molecule: messenger RNA, 934 nt
Organism: Drosophila nasuta
Lineage: Eukaryota; Metazoa; Arthropoda; Insecta; Diptera; Drosophilidae
Gene: TpnC73F
Product: Troponin C at 73F
Exons: 5
Coding region: 129-596 (155 amino acids)
Cellular component (GO): myosin II complex
Molecular function (GO): calcium ion binding
Source: RefSeq, a predicted model, not a curated record
CGCUAUAUUUUGGAAAACGCAACGCGGCUGCUUCGUAGUAGGCACGAAUACUCCGAGGUGAUCGGUUCGUAAGAAGAAAUCUGUCAGAUUCAGAUCGAUUUAAUUUUGUGUAUUAACAAACCAGCAACAUGAGCAGCGUGGAUGAAGAUCUGACCCCCGAGCAAAUUGCCGUGCUCCAGAAGGCAUUCAACAGCUUCGAUCAUCAAAAAACUGGCAGCAUUCCCACCGAGAUGGUUGCCGAUAUUCUGCGUUUGAUGGGUCAGCCCUUCGACAAGAAGAUCCUGGAGGAACUGAUCGAGGAGGUCGAUGAGGACAAGUCUGGCCGCUUGGAAUUCGGUGAAUUCGUGCAACUGGCUGCCAAAUUCAUUGUGGAGGAGGAUGCCGAGGCCAUGCAGAAGGAGCUGCGUGAGGCGUUCCGUUUGUAUGACAAACAGGGCAACGGUUUCAUUCCCACCACCUGCUUGAAGGAGAUCUUGAAGGAGCUCGACGAUCAGCUGACCGAACAGGAAUUGGACAUUAUGAUUGAGGAAAUCGAUAGUGACGGUUCCGGUACAGUUGAUUUCGAUGAAUUCAUGGAGAUGAUGACCGGCGAAUAAAUAAAAUAAAAUAAAAACGCAGUCCCAAGAUCCACAAACUCACACACACACAAACACUUACACAUACUCGCAAAGCUCCCACGCACACACACAUACAUAUACAAACAUAAGCAGACAUACACACCUGGCACACACACACACACAUACAGACACUCUCACACAAAUACCCACACAGCGACACGCACACAGAGACACACAUACAUGCACACUCACACACACACACCUGUUGGGCACACGUUUAUUUGUUUAUAUUUGCACAUUUGUUUCAUGUCGUAAACAAAUCCACGUAUUUAAAUUGAGAGAGAGAAACACAACAAAAAAAUAAUAGCAUUAAACAC